UUCGUAACUGCACGCCGGGUUUGUCCUGCUUGGGUCAGAUAGAGCAGCAUAUGUGCCUCCUGAUGAGAGUCUAAUAAGUUUCGAAACCGGUAGAGGUGCUUGCAGCGCUCUCUUAUUGAACUAGAAUAUCAUGCGGCUGUAGUUUCGUGUUACAACGAAAUUGAAAAUGGUUAUUCAUUUUUAUAUUAAAGUUUCGUUAAUAGAGGAUAGUUUACUAAGCUAAUUUAAAAUGCCAUCAUUUUUCAAAAAUGAAGUUGUACGUUUACGUUUCACAUAUUGCUACAAUAUCAAUAAAUGAUUUAUAAUUGAGGAUAUUUUGUUUCAGUGGUCAUGCACAAAGAUAAAGAUGACGGUCUUCAUCGCCAAAGGGAUCUCACAGCCUUUGACCACACUCCCCUAGAUGGAGAAAUGUUUCUUCAGGCACUAAAUGGAUUUCUUAUAAUUUUAACUUGUGAUGGAGAAGUUUUCUUCGCAACCCAUAGUAUAGAAGGUUAUUUAGGAUUUCAUCAGUCGGACAUAGUCCACCAGUCUGUAUACGAAUUGGUCCACUCAGAAGAUAGAGAAGAAUUACAACGGCAACUGAUGUGGAAUUCGUUUCUUCCACCCGAGUCAUCCAAUAUGGGUCUUCAAGAUGUUCUUCUGCCAGAAAAUUGCCAUUUGUUAGAACGAAGUUUUACCGUGCGCUUCCGAUGUCUCUUAGACAAUACUUCCGGUUUUUUGCGUUUAGACAUCCGAGGGAGAGUGAAAGUGCUUCAUGGUCAGAACCGUAAGUCAGAAGAGCCUCCUUUAGGACUUUUUGCAAUUUGUACUCCUUUUGGACCGCCAUCACUGUUAGAAAUCCCACAAAAAGAAGUCAUGUUUAAAAGCAAACACAAACUAGAUUUGGCUCUAGUUUCUAUGGACCAAAGAGGUAAAAUGUUAUUAGGAUAUUCAGACAAUGAACUGGCAAAUAUGGGAGGUUAUGACUUAGUACAUUUCGAUGACUUAGCAUAUGUGGCCAGUGCCCAUCAGGAACUUUUAAAAACUGGAGCUUCUGGUAUGAUAGCCUACAGAUUUCAGAAUAAAGAUGGACAAUGGCAAUGGUUGCAGACUAGUUCAAGGCUAGUGUACAAAAAUUCUAAACCUGAUUUCGUCAUAAGCACACAUCGACCCUUAAUGGAGGAAGAAGGGCGUGAUCUUCUUGGCAAACGUACAAUGGACUUUAAAGUGAGCUACCUAGAUGCCGGUCUUCCAAAUAAUUAUUUCUCUGAGACGGAUCAACUUCUAUCCAAUACUCCAAAUGUUACUCCCCAUCCUAUACCAACGACUCCAUCUAGAGUAAAUCGCAGGUACAAGACUCAACUACGAGACUUUCUGUCUACUUGCCGGACAAAACGUAAACUAUCGCACAGUUCAAGUGGACAAGUCACUCCUCCUGCUAAUUCCAGUGUUGCAUCGGCUGUAGUUAGUCCAAUGCCUACAGUCGAUUACAUCACUUCCGAUGGUUGUACAGCUGCGUACAACAUGUACACUAGUCCGUACUCUUCGGCAACUGCAGAGCACAGUUUGUCUUACAUGAGUCACUCCAAUUUUCAGCACAGUUUAUAUCCAACGCCCACAGCACUGGACAAUCGUUAUUUGACUACCACAGAAAACUUAUUUCAUCAAUAUAGGCCACUUACUACGUAUUACCCGGAGUAUCACCAUUCUCCAACCGCUAGUCCUUACGUAGGAAACGGAUUCCUUGAAAUGCCUUCAAGAACAUAUGAUCCGUCUAGUUCAACACCUAGUCACCACACUACCUAUAGAGCCACUGUAAUGCCAGUGGACGACAAAAUAUAUUCAUGUCAACAAGUUGGUCAACCAACAUACGUGGAUACUUCCAGGAGCUACGUAGUACCUAACUCCACUAAAUGUUUAGAUGUCUCCUGGCCUUACUCAGUGAGUCCUUCUUCGGGAAUCAUUCAGCCAAUCCAAGUCAUGAGCACACAAUUAGAUAUAAGUCACAAAGAAUGCAGCAAAAUCAAGCAUUCAUCAAUUGAUGCAAUGGGAAACCAUUCUUCUUCGCCGGUUAACACUGGUCUUAUAACACCGAAAAUGGAAGAUAUUAAAACAGAUUCAAAUAUAAUCCACCAGUCGGAAAGCCCUAAUCACCACAUGACUCAAAAUUCAGUAACGCCUCAGCAUUUUUCCCCUGUGACAUCGGUCUCAGAAAUGCCGAGGCAGACUGUUUUAAUGUGGGGAUCUAAUCAUAUACACAACUCUCCAGGAUCCACGAACAGAUCUCCGGGUGACACCGGAGAUUACUCCAUUUCGUCUGUACCACCUUCAGAAGGUUGUGAUGCUUUAAAAAGUUUAGCGGAUAUAAGUAAUCCCGAAAUGUGUAAAUGGAAUGGAGAGGACAGUAAAGCUGAAACUGUAGUUCAGAAUAGUGAUUCAGACAGUCCACACCAUCAUCCCAACCAUCACAACCACCAUAAUUCGCGAGUUGUGAUGGUUCUAUGAUGAAUGUGUUUUACUGGCACUGACCAGUAUGUACAUACUUAUAUAUAUUUUUAUUAAAAUUGCACAUAAUUUAAAAUGUCGCUGGUAUUGGCAAAGUCACAUAAUAACUUGAACAUUGGUUUAUAAAUAAUUGCAAAAUAAAUGUUCCAUAGGCGUAUACUAUCAUGAACAAAAAAGGCAUAUCAAUUUCGUGUGAUAAAGCCAUUUUGGAAAAUAAUUGCAAAUAGUUUGCGGUCUUAUAAUAUAAUGUACAUACAGGGUGGGGCAUUAGUGUGACAAAGUCCAAUUACUCGUUUGUCGUAAGAGAUACGAAAAAAAGUUAUUUAGGUAAAAGUUGGGGCACAUAUAGUACCAUAAUUUAAAAAUAUUUUCAAAUAUACAGGGUCGUCCGUAUUGACAGGGUGACACAAACUUAUGUUUUUUUUUAAUGGAACACCCUGUAUAUUUUUACAUUUUUGGAUUCUCCUCGAUGUUUCCUUUCUUAAAAUAUAUGGUUUUAUAAUAUUAAACGAGGUAGUUUAAAAGUUAAUUACGUUUUUUUGUUAAUUUCGCAGCAAAAUCUACACCCUGUAGAAUUUUAGUUAUUUGACAUCAAAUUUUUAUUUUAUGUUCAAAGGAUUUUUAAUAUAGUCUACUAUUGUUGAACAUUAACAGUAUAGCGAAAUGUUUAAUUUUAGUAUACAGGGUGGGUCGAAACUCGGAAUGAGUAUUUUCUGAGUUUUCUUAAAUGGAACACCCUGUAUU
Molecule: messenger RNA, 3228 nt
Organism: Diabrotica virgifera virgifera (western corn rootworm)
Lineage: Eukaryota; Metazoa; Arthropoda; Insecta; Coleoptera; Chrysomelidae
Gene: ss
Product: neuronal PAS domain-containing protein 2
Exons: 7
Coding region: 331-2484 (717 amino acids)
Biological process (GO): regulation of transcription by RNA polymerase II
Cellular component (GO): nucleus; aryl hydrocarbon receptor complex
Molecular function (GO): transcription cis-regulatory region binding; nuclear receptor activity; protein binding
Source: RefSeq, a predicted model, not a curated record